Molecule: messenger RNA, 5215 nt
Organism: Eucalyptus grandis
Lineage: Eukaryota; Viridiplantae; Streptophyta; Magnoliopsida; Myrtales; Myrtaceae
Product: disease resistance protein RPV1-like
Exons: 6
Coding region: 461-3931 (1156 amino acids)
Biological process (GO): defense response; signal transduction
Molecular function (GO): ADP binding
Source: RefSeq, a predicted model, not a curated record
UCGUCCCCACCACCCUAACCACGGCCUCUUCCUCCUCCUCGUCACACGACCCUCUCAGCUCUCUCUCUCGGUCGCCUCAUAGCAAUUGCUUGGCGCCUCACCUUUGGCCCUUCCUCCUUCGCAGCUGUAGCCUCACCGUGGACCCUCCAUGGCAGUGUCGCAAUCGCGGUCCUCUAGAUUGCCUCAAUCUAUGCUCUUCCUUUGACCCUCCCUCGCCGUCGCAGCCUUACCUCCGCUCCCUCAACCUCGCCUCCACCCUCCAUCAUCUCUUUCAACAAUCCUCUCUCUUGGACACGCAUGUCGGAAUGUGUCGAGAAAAGUUGACCACAUGUUGACCGCGUGUCUAAUCGAGCGUAUCAGACAAGUCGACAGGUGUAGGACACGACAUGGAAGCUCUGACAACGUGUCCAUGCUUCAUUGCUCUGAGAUAUAGCUAGGAUUUGAUAUUUGUGGUGUAGGAAUGAUGAGCUCACAGGCAUCGUCCGGACGUUUGUAUGAGGUUUUCCUAAGUUUUCGAGGACUAGAUACCCGUUAUGAGUUCACAGAUUGUCUUUACCGUAGCUUAGUUGAGGCUGGGAUCAAUGUCUUUAGGGACAAUGAAUCCCUCCAUGUCGGUAUGGAAAUAGGUGGUGAACUUCUACGAGCAAUUGAGAACUCUAAAAUCUACAUUCCCAUAUUCUCCAAGAAUUAUGCUUCGAGUAAGUGGUGCCUUCGAGAGCUCUCACACAUGGUUGAGUGCACCUUGAAAUCAAAUGGGAACAAAGAGAUUCUGCCAAUUUUUUUGAACGUGGAACCUGCAGAUGUCAAGCUCCAAACAAACUUGUAUACACAAAAUCUUUCAAAGCGCCAAAAGACGUUAUGCACUGAAGUGGAGUCAUGGGAAAGGGCUCUCAUUGAGGUGAGCAAGAUAAAGGGAUGGAACUGGAAGAAAAAUGAGGGGCAAGGAGAUCUGAUACAUUCUGUAAUUCAAACGCUUUGCUCUAAGCUGAAGGUUGCACAUGAAAAUGUGACUGAACAUCUAGUUGGAGUUGAUGAUCGUGUGGAAGCUAUAAUCAAGAUGUUGGAUGUGGGAUCUGAUGGUGUACGAUUUCUUGGAAUCCAUGGCAUGGGCGGUGUUGGCAAAACAACCCUUGCUAAGGUCGUCUUCAACACGCUAUCUUCUAGCUUUGGCCAACCCUGUUUCCUUGCAGACGUUCGAGAAUCAUCUAAAGGCAAUAAUGGUAUGCUAAAUUUGCAAAAACAAUUGUUAUCCAAGCUCCUCGGUUCUCAUUCUAUAGAUCACAUGUAUCAUGUGAAUGAUGGGAUCGUAUUGAUGAACAAAGGAGUACUUAAAAAUAAAAACAUUAUCAUUGUUCUUGAUGAUGUGGAUGAGAAAGAUCAAUUGAAAUGUCUAGCAGAGAAAGGAGAUUGGUUCGGUUCUGGUAGUAGGAUUAUCAUAACUACUAGGGACCGAGAUGUCCUAAUGAAUGAGGGAGAAGCAAUUGGUAAUGGCCCUGUAAAAAAGUCUGCAAACGUUUUGACUUAUGAUGUGCAGGAGAUGGAAUUUGGUCAUGCUCUUAAGCUUUUCAGUAGGCAUGCCUUUAGAAGAGACUCUCCACCAGAUCAUCGUGUCUCCCUUUCCAAAAAAAUUGUCCGAAUUUUGGGAAAGCUUCCUUUAGCUCUUGAGAUUACAGGUUCAUCUCUUAACGGUAAAUCUGAAGAAUUAUGGGAAGACAUGUUGAAGAAGCUAGAAGAAGCUCCUUCCAGGGGAGUCCAAAGAAAAUUGCUGAUAACUUAUGAAAGGUUAGAUCAUGCACAAAGGCAAGUAUUUCUCGAUAUAGCUUGCUUUUUUGUUAAUCGGGACAAAACUUACCCUUUCUACUUGUGGAGUGCUUGUGGAUACCACCCACACAAUGCCAUUGAAGUUCUCACUAAUAUGUCCUUGAUAAAAAUCAAAGAUGACAAUACUUUCUGGAUGCAUGACCAAGUACGGGAUCUUGGAAGGGACAUUGUCCGUCAAGAGAAUUGCAACAAUCCUUGCGAGCGUAGUAGAGUGUGGAAUCAUGAGGAAACGCUAAGCAUUUUGAGACAGAAAGAGGGAAGUAAGAAAAUAGAAGCAUUGUCACUAGGAUUUCGUGGAUUCCUUCCUGAACUCAUGUUUCUAGAGCAUGAUGUAUUUGCUCAUUUACAAAACUUGAGGUUCUUUCAAGGGGAGAUGGUGUCUUUUGUUGGAGACUUCAAUAAUCUUCUCUAUAAUUUAAGAUGGCUUUCUUGGCAAUGGUGGCAUUCCAAUUUUGAGGCAAUAAACUUUCAUACACCUAAUUUAGUUGUUCUUGACCUUUCACGGAGCAAUAUUUCGGAGGAAUGGGCUGGUUGGAACCAAAUCAGAGCUAGUAAACUAAAAGUACUGGAUCUUAGCUAUUGCCACUCAUUAAGGAGAACACCUGAUUUAUCUAUGUGGGUGUCCUUGGAGAGAUUGGUUGUUAAAUGCUGUCGCGAAUUAAUUGAAAUUGACCCAUCUAUUGGUAAAUUAAAGCUCCUAACUGCUUUGAACUUGGAGGGAUGUCAGUAUGUUCAAGUGUUGCCCGAAGAAAUAGGAUGUUUACAAGCUUUGAGAGAGAUUGUCAUACCUGAUACGCUACAUGAACUUCCGGAGGCAUUCGGUAAUUUGAAGUCAUUGUUGACCUUUGAUUUCUCAUAUAGGCAGAUUAGGAAGCUGCCACACUCGAUUGGAGGGAUGGUGAAACUUACGGUGUUGAGAUUAUGUAAUUGUAAAGAGAUAAAGGAACUUCCAAACUCGAUUGGGAAAUUACAAUCACUAAAUGAGUUGGAUUUGUCAUGGACAGCUAUUGACCACCUACCUGAUUCAAUUGGCAAUCUAAAGCAACUAAAAGUACUUAGGAUGAGGAACAUAAGUGGGAUAACAAAAUUACCAAGAGCAAUCGGGCUGUUGGAGAAGCUUGAAGAGUUAGACGUUCAUCAAUGUUUCAACUUGACCGGCAAAAUCCCUGGAGAAAUUGUUGGACUGUCCUGUUUGAAGAUCCUAGACUUGUCAUUCACAGGUAUAUCCAGAUUGCCCACCACGGUGAGUUGCCUUUCUAAUCUCCAAAUACUUAAGCUAGAGCCAUGUCCUGCGCUUAAACAGUUGCCGGAGCUUCCCCAAAGCUUGACUUGCCUGAGAUGGGCCCCCAAUUGUGGAUGGGAAUCCUUCGGAGGCUUGACGCGAGAUGAGCUGACAAGACCUCCUGCUCCUCCCAUUAGAGUUGGUAUAAUAUCUCAGCUGGAAGCACUUGCCAUUGCUCUUCCCACUAGCAUCAGUACCCUAUCUCACCUGGAAACACUAACAUUGUCCUGCAAAAAUGUGCAAUGCCUUCCCCUGCUUCCCUCUAGUUUAAGAAAGUUACACCUUCGGUAUCUGACGAUCACACAAUCCCCUGAUUUUUCCAAUUUGAAAAACUUGUCAAUCUUGUCAUUCUAUGAUUGUUCAAUGCCAGAAUUUGCUGGUAUAUUUGAUGCGGAGCUAGAGGUCUUCCAUAUUGACAACUGCACAUUCGGAAAAUUGGACGCAUUGAUUCAGUUGGAAAUGGAAAGAUUGAUAUCUUUAACCAUGUUUUGGUCUGAGUUCCUCCCAAAAUUACUUGAUUUGUCGCACAUGAAAAAUCUGCAAGACGUAAUUCUGUUCGAUUGCAAAUUGUUAGUUGAGAUUCGUGGCCUUGAAGAGCUGGGAUCCCUUUGCUCCCUAUGGGUUGAAGAUUGCAGUUCCCUGGAGAGGAUGUCAGACCUAUCGAAAUUGAAAAAGCUAACGAAGCUUAGAGUAGGAAACUGUCCAAAGUUAAGAAGCGUGGAAGGUCUUGAUCACUUGGAAUCUUUAAAGAGGUUGACUAUUAUCAAUGCUGGAGAGUUUGGGGGUGACACCUCAAAUUUGAAUUUAGAAUAUUCAUGUAUUAGGUGACACCUCUCAGCCUUUGUUGAAGUCAUGAUGGCACGUUUUACAAGUUCGGCGGAUCCGCACCUUCUCAGCUUGUCCGGCAAUUAUGAUGUUGUGUCUGCGAGGAAUUCUGGACAGGAAUUGAUUGUUGGGUUUAUUGUGCUCCUUUCUUUUUAUACAAGAAGGAUUUCCAACGGCCCCAUUAAGAUUGAGAGUUCUUUUGAAGAUGAGGCAUAUAGGGAGUAGAACGUUGAAAAGCUCGGCAUAUGAACUCGACCAAGAAUGACAUCGUCCCCGAGACUUAAUUCGCCCCUGGAACUCGAGCACAGAAACGGUGCGAGUUCCUCAGAGACGUGAGCAAUGGAGAAAGAAUUAAUUAAGCACUAUCUUGGAAAUGUUGAAGAACGGACCAGAGACUGAGAGGAGCACUGCAAGGACGUAGAGGCGUAGCCAAAUUAUUUGUCUUCUGCUGCGGAUUACGCUUACAAAGACAUAAAGUGGAGCCCAAGGCACGCUCAAAUAAUGCUAAAACUUGUGGUGCGUAACAGCAAUAUCCUCACUUUCUACGACUUCAUCUACAACUUUAUCAGCAGGGGAAAGGUUCCACUCCAUAAGGUUCUUUCUCAGAGCUUUGAUAAUACGGUCAGGCCUCUUCAGAAUAAAGAACGGGCAGCUGAAGUAAUAGAGUUUUUACAUAUUCCCAAGGGUGUGAGACGGGUGCUAUUUUGAACCCUUGAUACUGCUAGGUAAAUUUCUAUUCCUAAAUUCCUUUUGUGGGUCAUCGUUAGCUGAGCCAAUGUGGGAUUUUCAGAUUGUUGGAGCACUCAUAUGAGUAUCUUAAUAUAUUGUGGUAUUAGUAAGUGCUAUGAUUAGAAGGAAAAUUUUGAUUUGUGCUCUAUUUCGUUCAAAGAUGGCUUAUGUACAAAAAAGAGUUCGACACAAGCUACAUGGGAUUCAUGAUAGACGGAGCAAAAUGGUUGGUAGAAAACAGACAUUAAACUUGUUGCUGGAAUUCGUCCCUCUUUACUGCUUUUAUGCAAUCUUAGUGAGAUAAUUUUUCUUUUUCUUUUUGUUGGUGUAUGAUGGUUUGCUUCACUGUCAUCUUAUCUUCACCUUUUACCCAGACUCACUGAUUUGUAGUAUACUUGAUGAUGUUUCUCCAUUGUUACCAAGAAACCAUGCUAGGAUAUAUUUUUCUAUUAGGUACCUACCUUUUCUAUUACCACCAAUUUUACUUGCAACUUCACUACAAGCAAAUGUUAUUUUUCUUGGGCAUGGCAAGAAAUGCAUACUUUCAUCUUGUUUGAA